AUGAUACGGAAUACAAAGACGACUCUUACAGAAGUCAUUGCAUGCGGACUGUUAGAUGAUUGGCGUCGUCGUGUAUCAGUAUUCAAUAAUAAUGUUAAAGAUGUAUCUCGUUUACUUCAAAAAUUAGUAUCUAUAAAUAAUCGUGCUUUACUUUAUGAUAUUUAUAAUUAUAUUAAUGAUAUUAAUUCAACAUUUGUUCUUUGUUCAAAAUAUCUUUAUUGGAUUGAUGAUCAUCAAAAACGUUCAUCAGUAUUUAUGUCAGGUGAUGAAGAACCAUGGUCAAGACGAGGUGGUCUUGCUGGAGAUUUUCUUGAUUUAUUACCAAUAGGUGAUUUUCAAUCUUUAAUUUAA
Rotaria sp. Silwood2 is the source of this 351-nucleotide messenger RNA. Lineage: Eukaryota; Metazoa; Rotifera; Eurotatoria; Philodinida; Philodinidae. The record is from the annotation of a GenBank genome assembly.